Molecule: messenger RNA, 408 nt
Organism: Protopolystoma xenopodis
Lineage: Eukaryota; Metazoa; Platyhelminthes; Monogenea; Polystomatidea; Polystomatidae
Source: the annotation of a GenBank genome assembly
UUAAGACGAGCAUCAGAAGCUGCUAUUCUUAAUGCUAACUAUAUGCUCAAACGUCUUAAAGAUCAUUACCUAAUUCGUUACACCAAUGACGCUGGCUUUUGCGCCCAUGAAUUCAUCCUGGACUGUGAACCUUUUCAUAAAUACAACAUCGAAGUGAUUGACAUUGCUAAGCGUCUGAUGGAUUAUGGCUUUCACAGUCCAACGAUGUCUUGGCCGGUUCCUUCUGCACUCAUGGUGGAACCAACUGAAAGUGAGCCCAAAGAGGAGUGCGAUCGAUUCUGCGAUGCAAUGAUUCAGAUACGCAAUGAGAUCCAAAUGAUAGCUGAUGGUCGCCUGGACAAAAAAGUCAAUCCUCUCAAGAUGGCCCCACACACAAUGCAGGUAUGUAUACACGAAUGUAUUAUUUAA